Sinocyclocheilus grahami is the source of this 1961-nucleotide messenger RNA. RefSeq names its product NEDD4 family-interacting protein 1-like. Lineage: Eukaryota; Metazoa; Chordata; Actinopteri; Cypriniformes; Cyprinidae. The coding region runs from base 166 to 798 and encodes 210 amino acids. Gene Ontology annotation, cellular component: Golgi apparatus; endoplasmic reticulum; perinuclear region of cytoplasm. Gene Ontology annotation, biological process: vacuolar transport; ubiquitin-dependent protein catabolic process; positive regulation of protein ubiquitination. The record is from RefSeq and is a predicted model, not a curated record. The transcript has 8 exons. Gene Ontology annotation, molecular function: WW domain binding.
GAGAUAGAUGACUGAGUCUGACAUCACAGGAAGCUCAAAUGCAAGUCUGAUCUGAUGAGGGCUGUGACUUUUCCAUUAACUAGAUAUAUCAUUUUAUUUUGACAGUUUCCUGCCUGAAUUGUGUGUAUACUGGGAUCCUCGUUAUCCUUUUAAGCUCUCUUGAGGAUGGCUGAGCCAAGUGGGAGAUAUCAGCAGCUGCCCAAUGAAGAGGAGCCAGAGGAGGGACCUCAGGUGGCCAGUGAUCCUCCGCCCCCUUACAGUAGCAUUGCAGCUGACAGUGCAGCAUAUUUUGAUUACAAGGACGAUGCAGCAUUUCCCAAGCCCCCAUCUUAUAAUGUAGCCACAUCUUUACCAUCGUACGACGAAGCUGAGAGAACCAAAGCAGAGGCUACUAUCCCACUGGUGUCAGGCCAAGAUGAUGACUUUGUGGCCAGAGAUGACUUUGAGGAUGCUGACCAGCUGCAGAUAGGCAACGAUGGCAUUUUCAUGUUGACAUGUUUCAUGGCAUUCCUCUUCAACUGGAUUGGCUUCUUUCUGUCAUUCUGCCUUACAACCUCAGCAGCUGGGCGUUAUGGCGCCAUAUCUGGGUUUGGUCUGUCCCUCAUCAAAUGGAUUCUCAUCGUACGGUUCUCUGCUUAUUUCCCUGGUUACUUUGAUGGACAGUACUGGUUAUGGUGGGUGUUUCUGGUGCUUGGCAUCCUGCUCUUCCUCAGAGGCUUUAUUAACUAUGCUAAGAUCCGAAAAAUGGCAGACUCCGUUUCUACUCUUCCACGGACCAGAGUUCUCUUCAUCUAUUAAAGUCACUUGCUGGAAAUGAAAACGCAUUCAUGGGCCUGCAUUGAGCCGUUGACCCAGUGGGGAAAAUAUAAUUAAGAAAAAAAAAAUUCCUUCCAUCUGUUAUCUACUCAUCUGAAAGGAAGACCGCGGAAUUCCAGAGCGUUGGAGGAAGAGCGUUUUUUUUCCCGUUCUCUGCUUUUGAAAAUGCAGUUUGGGUGUCAGAUAGCAAGAUACUCUUUUUACAUUUCUAGAUGUAUAGUGGAUGCUAACAGCUCUAUACCUAUUCUGAAAUCAUUAGUGGUUUGAUGUUGAGUGCUAUUUGCUCUUUUCAAGUCUGUAAAGUAUUAAAAUAACCAUAUGUAUGAAUUCUUGUUUGUAGUACAGGCAUGCACUAUGCUCCCUGUUAACCAGUAGAGGGAAGUCUUGCUUUUUUUAUUGCAGUGUGUGUGCUUUUUUUCCCUGUGACGUUUGACAAGAAGGCAACCAGUCACCAUUCAUGAAGAGCUUUUCUCUUUGUGAAUGGCAGUGUGAAAUGAAUUGAAUCUAAAACAGUCAAUGCGUUUCUUUUAUUCUCUUCUACCGUUUCUCUCUGCCUCCUUACAUAACAUGAAAUUAAAGUUACUGUUUUUAAGUCCUCAUUAUUGAUGUGGUUCAGACGUGUUUUAUUGGCCAUGUAGUUCUUUCAAACGGCUUAUUAAUACCAAAAUUAGGAUCAAGGAAUAUUUCUUAAAAGAUCCAGGAGACGCAUGAAUGGCAUCUAGCAUUAGUAAAUGUAUGGUUGUACACUUAACAUUUGGCCCCAUGUUUGAGUACUUGCAACUUUUCAGGGAAGAAAACUUUAAUAUUUGCAUUCAAACAUUUCUCCUUUUAUACUAUACUGCUGUCGGCUGAUAGCACUGCACAUUUUUCCGAUCUUUAAAUAUACGUUUAGCCGGAUGCCUCUCCUUCACCUUAUGCAGUGGCCGUGAUAGGGGCCCGUUUGAUCUCUCGCUGUCUAAUCGUGCAUGAUUCUGUUGUGGCUUGUCUGCUCUUGUCACCUUGGGUCUCAUCCGUGACACAGGAAGUUACUCUUUUGUGUUGUGUUUUCCAUGCAGCUUUGCGGUCGCCCAUUGAAUUCCAAUGGCUGUGCACAUGUAUUUGCUUGUAAAUAAGAUACUGCUAUUAAAUGUCUCUGGUGUUCAACA